GUGGGAUCGUGGCGGAGCUCCGGGCGCCGGGGCAGGGGCGGGAGGGCGCCAUGGCGGCAGCUGUGGCAGCGGCGUCCGGUCCCCGCGCCGCGGCGAGGUGAGGGGCCGCCUCUUCUCUGCGGCUGAGGAGAAGACAGCUGCCCUCCUGCCUUCCACGCGGGCCGCGGCUCCGGCAUGGCCGGGCUCAUUAAGAAGCAGAUCCUGAAGCACCUGUCCCGUAACAAAAGAGGCAAGAAGACAAUGGAAUGAUAUCUUUAAAAUGCUUGAAGGAAGAAACUCAGCCUGGAAUUCCAUAUCAAGCUAAAAUGUCCUUUAAAAAUUUAAGGUUCACUAAGAAUCUUUCCCCGGACAAAAUCAAUUUGAGCACCCUGAAAGGGGAGGGUCAGCUGACCAACCUGGAGCUGGAUGAAGAGGUUCUACAGAAUGUGCUGGAGCUUCCCACCUGGUUAGCCAUCACUCGGGUCUACUGCAACAGGGCCUCAAUCCGGAUCCAGUGGACAAAGUUGAAGACACACCCAAUUUGCUUGUGUCUGGAUAAGGUAGAGGUGGAGAUGAAGACAUGUGAAGAGCCUCGGCCCCCCAAUGGACAGUCUCCUAUUGCCCUCGCUUCAGGGCAGAGUGAGUAUGGCUUUGCCGAGAAGGUGGUGGAGGGGAUGUUCAUCAUCGUCAAUUCCAUCACCAUCAAGAUUCACUCCAAGGCCUUCCACGCUUCUUUUGAAUUGUGGCAGCUCCAGGGCUAUAGUGUGAACCCCAACUGGCAGCAGAGUGACCUCCGCCUCACCCGUAUCACUGACCCCCGCCGAGGAGAGGUUUUAACAUUUAAGGAAAUAACUUGGCAAACACUUCGAAUUGAGGCAGAUGCUACAGACAGUGGUGAUCAGGACCCAGUCACCACUCCACUGAGGCUUAUUACCAACCAAGGCAGGAUCCAAAUAGCCCUCAAGAGAAGAACCAAAGAUUGCAAUGUGAUAGCCUCCAAGCUGAUGUUCCUAUUGGAUGACCUGCUCUGGGUGCUAACUGACUCACAGCUCAAGGCUAUGAUGAAAUAUGCAGAAUCACUGAGUGAGGCCAUGGAGAAGUCAGCCCAGCAGAGAAAGAGCCUGGCCCCUGAACCUGUACAGAUCACCCCACCUGCUCCCAGCGCCCAGCAGUCCUGGGCCCAGGCAUUCGGUGGCAGCCAGGGCAGCAGCAACAGCAGCAGCAGCCGCCUCAGCCAGUACUUUGAGAAAUUUGAUGUGAAAGAGUCCUCCUACCAUCUGCUCAUCUCCCGCCUGGACCUGCACAUUUGUGAUGAUAGCCAGUCCCGAGAGCCAGGUGUCUCUGCAAACAGACUCAUGGGUGGUGCAAUGCAACUUACCUUUCGCAAGAUGGCAUUUGACUAUUACCCCUUCCACUGGGCAGGUGAUAGCUGCAAACAUUGGGUACGUCACUGUGAGGCCAUGGAGACCCGAGGCCAAUGGGCCCAGAAGCUGGUGAUGGAAUUUCAGAGUAAAAUGGAGAAGUGGCACGAGGAGACAGGUCUGAAACCACCCUGGCACCUGGGGGUAGACUCUCCCUUCCAGAGGAAAGCAGAUUCUCUCUCCAGUCCUCAAAAGAACGCCCUUGAGAGAAGCCCCUCUCAGGGCCGACAGGCUGUCUUUCAACCUCCAGCAUGGAAUCGCCUACGCUCUAGCUGCUUGGUAAUACGGGUGGAUGACUUGGACGUCCACCAGGUUUCUACAGCUGGACAGCCAAGUAAGAAGCCAUCGACACUCCUUUCCUGCAGUCGGAAACUUCACAACCUCCCCACUCAGGUCUCUGCCAUUCAUAUUGAGUUCACAGAGUAUUACUUCCCCGAUAAUCAGGAGCUGCCGGUUCCCUGUCCCAAUCUUUACAUUCAGUUAAAUGGUCUGACAUUUACUAUGGAUCCUGUCAGCUUGCUCUGGGGAAACCUCUUCUGCCUGGAUUUAUACCGCAGCUUGGAGCAGUUCAAAGCUAUCUACAAGCUGGAAGAUUCAAGCCAGAAAGAUGAACACUUGGACAUCCGACUGGAUGCCUUCUGGUUGAAGGUGAGCUUCCCGCUGGAGAAGAGAGAGCGGGCUGGGUUGCACCGUCCCCAGGCCCUUGUCUUCUCUGCAUCAGGCGUGACUGCCACCAAUACACGUCACGCCCCACAUUGUAGCUGUCCAGACCUCCAGAGUCUCUUCCGGGGUUUUGCUGCUGCUGAGUUCUUUCAUUCCAAUUAUGUUCAGUUUCCCAAGGUGCCAGGCGGCUUUAGCCUUCUGCACAUGCUGUUUUUGCAUCACGCCUUCCAGGUGGAUUCCCGACUCCCUCAAUCUAGUGCCCUCCAUCCCCAGAGGCUUAAGGCUUCCCAGGAUCUCUGGUCCAUCCACUUCACCCAGAUCUCCUUGGACUUUGAGGGAACAGAGAACUUCAAAGGCCAUUCCUUGAAUUUUGUGGCCCCCUUCCCCUUGUCGAUUUGGGCCUGCCUACCCCUCCGCUGGCAGCAAGCCCAGGCACGAAAGCUCCUUAUGGCCACAGAAGGGAGGCUGAAAGCAUCCGCCAGCUUUGGCAGUCCUGUCCAUUCUGAGGCCCUUGCCCCUGACACUGUGUCCCAUCAGAGGUCAAAGACUGAGCAUGAUUUGAAAAGCCUAUCAGGCCUUACAGAAGUCAUGGAAAUUCUGAAAGAAGGCAGCAGUAGUGUGGAUAACAAAGGGCCUCUGACAGAGCUGGAGGACACGGCAGAUGUGCAUGUGCUCGUACACUCGCCUGAGCAUGUCCGAGUGAGGCUUGACCACUACCAGUACUUGGCUCUCCUCCGCCUGAAGGAGGUGCUCCAGGGUCUUCAGGAACAGCUUACUAAGGAUACCGAGGCCAUGACUGGGUCUCCUCUGCAGGACCAGACAGCUUGCAUUGGCGUCCUCUUUCCCAGUGCUGAGGUGGCUCUGCUCAUGCAUCCUGUCCCUGGGGCUGUCGAAGCUGACUCUGAGGGUUCAGAUACUACGAGCCUUGUAGAUUCAGAGCUGUCUCCUUCAGAGGAUAGGGAGCUGAAGUCUGAUGCCUCCUCAGAACAGGGCCCAGCAAGCCCCAGGAAGGUUCUGGAGGACAGUGGCGUUGAAAAUCUGGAUGCAUCCCAGGAUAGGCCACUGCCUCUCCAUAGCAAUGGAGAAGUGCAGGACUCAGAUUCUCUUGCACAGCAGGAGGCAGGGAAGGGCCAUGAGACAGUUGAUUCCUUACAGGCCAAGAGACUGAGCAGUGCCCAGGCACCUAGCUCACCAGCUGAGUUGAAGCCCCCAGGGGGCAAGGAUACUGCUGUGAAUGGACAGGGUGAGCUCAUCCCCUUGAAGAACAUUGAGGGAGAAUUAUCAAGUGCUAUUCACAUGACCAAGGAUGCCACAAAGGAGGCUCUACAUGCCACCAUGGACCUCACCAAGGAAGCUAUGUCCCUGACUAAGGAUGCCUUCAGUCUGGGCAGAGACCGAAUGACCUCCACCAUGCACAAGAUGCUGUCUCUGCCCCCAGCCAAGGAGCCCAUGGCCAAGAUAGAUGAGGGGGUGGCAGCCCCAGUAGGUGGAGGUGCUGCCCGACUCCGAUUUUUCUCCAUGAAGAGGACAGUAUCUCAGCAGUCAUUUGAUGGUGUCUCAUUGGAUAACAGUGGCCCCGAAGACCGGAUUUCAGUGGACAGUGAUGGCAGUGAGAGCUUUGUGAUGCUCUUGGAGUCUGAGUCUGGUCCAGAAUCUCUUCCACCAGGAUCUCUUCCCAAUGUCUUAGAGAGUGCUGGUGUUCAAGGGAGCCCUGUUGCGGAUAGUUAUGGCCAGGGGUCACCAGAGGCCAACAGUUCAGCCUCACCCGGUGGGGAAGACCUCCAUCUUCACCUGGUCUCAGUUCUGGUCCUGAAGGUGAAUGAGGUGUCUUUGGGGAUUGAGGUACGUGGUGAGGACCUGACUGUGGCCCUGCAAGCAGAGGAGCUGACCCUCCAACAGCUAGGCACCGUGGGACUCUGGCAGUUCCUGCAUGGACAGUGCCCAGGCACAAGCUUUCAGGAAGCCUCAACUUUGAAGACUGGCCACAUCAGGCCAGCUGUAGGCCUUCGCUUUGAGGUGGGGCCUGGUGCAGCUGUUCAUUCCCCUCUGGCCACACAGAAUGGCUUCCUACGUUUCUUGCUUCAGGACUGUGACCUUGAGCUGCUCACUUCGGUGCUCAGUGGCCUGGGGCCCUUCUUGGAGGAUGAGGAGAUCCCACUGGUAGUUCCCAUGCAGAUUGAGCUCCUGAACUCUAGGAUCACUCUAAAGGACGAUAUCCCCCCCAUCUAUCCGACCUCUCCAGGCCCCAUCCCCAUCACUCUAUCUGUGGAGCACGUUGUGCUGAAGCGGAGUGACGAUGGUGUGUUCCACAUAGGCGCUGCUGCUCAGGACAGACCAUCAGCCGAAGUACUUAAAAGUGAGAAGAGGCAGCCCCCAAAAGAACAGGUGUUUCUGGUGCCCACAGGGGAGACUUUUGGUCCACAGGUACAAGAACUGCCUACCCUACAAAAGGAACUUAUAGAAACUAAACAAGCAUUGGCUCAUGCCAACAAGGAUAAAGAGAAACUUCUUCAGGAGAUUAGGAAAUAUAACCCCCUCUUUGAGCUCUGACUGCAGUGGCUCAGCCAUCUGUGCCAAGGAGAGAGGAGGAGAUCACCAGCAAUCACACCACCUGUGACAGGCACCAUCCAGUGUUGGACAAGUCAGCUAAGGAUGCUCAACUCACUCCUCGUGGUGUCCUUUCUACUAGCAGUUCUGACUUGGAUGGAAGACAGGGCAAAGUAUUACCACGUUCCAGGAAGUUGGGGGCAGCUUUGUGCGUGGCUCAGGCAUCACGUCUUUCCUGUAUAAAGCCUUUUGGCCCUCUGCACACUAGGUGGAAUCUCCUCAACACUGUAGGGUCAUUUCACCGUCUGGUUUCAUAGCAGAGACAUUUGCUUGCUCCACCUGUGUGAACAAGGCAGAGUACCCGUCUCCUCAGUUGGUCACCCACAGAGCCACCAAAGAUUCUAUGUUCCAGAGCUUCCUGUAGUGGACCUGAGAAGUCCUUGGCCUGAGCUUCGGCCGCGGUAGUAGAGUGGAACAGGAAAUAGCCAGCAUGGCGGGAGCCUGGGGAGGCACAAGAAUAAAUGAGACAUGGAUUCUGCCUUGUUUGGAAAGGAAACCAAGCUCAUGUCAUCUUGGCUCAUAUUACAAUCAGAUUUUUCAGGGUUAA
Messenger RNA from Physeter macrocephalus (sperm whale), 5217 nucleotides. RefSeq names its product bridge-like lipid transfer protein family member 3A (gene BLTP3A). NCBI's taxonomy places the organism in Eukaryota, Metazoa, Chordata, Mammalia, Artiodactyla, Physeteridae. The coding region runs from base 246 to 4613 and encodes 1455 amino acids. The transcript has 22 exons. The record is from RefSeq and is a predicted model, not a curated record. Gene Ontology annotation, molecular function: histone deacetylase binding.